Messenger RNA from Alternaria arbusti, 2052 nucleotides. RefSeq lists its product as uncharacterized. Lineage: Eukaryota; Fungi; Ascomycota; Dothideomycetes; Pleosporales; Pleosporaceae. The transcript has 4 exons. Bases 1 to 2052 code for a protein of 683 amino acids. The record is from RefSeq and is a predicted model, not a curated record. Gene Ontology annotation, molecular function: copper ion binding; oxidoreductase activity.
AUGGUAGCCUACGCUCCUUACUUCGCCGCUACGGCUUCAUUGUCGUCUGUCCUCCACGCAGUCACCCCUUCUGAGUUCAGCAACGCGCCCAUCUGCCAGGUCGUCACAGCUACAGUCACUGAAUACGCCACAGCACGACCCACGACCAACUCUCAUGGGCAUGGUGGGCCAUACUACAAUCCCUACAACGAUGUGCCUCUCCCUUUCGAGUGGCCGGGUAAACCAUCACAUGGAGAAGCGUACGCUCCUCCUCAGCCUUCGACACCCUACGAAUACGGCGGGCCCGCCAAACAUGAUUACAACGAACCGUGCUGGGUUCCCAAAGGAACCGACCAUCUGAAGAGCUCACUUUCAAAUGUCGAACAGUGUGGGUCUACCACUUUCGGACCGACUGCUACCGGGACGCUCGAGCCUAUCGCUUCUGCGGCCUCCAAACCAAAGGCUGAUCUUCUUUGUCCGUCCAUGCCCGACACUGGCGUGACAAGAACAUACGAUCUUCACGUGGCUUAUCAGACGAUCGCACCAGAUGGUGUUACCAGAAACGGACUCACGGUCAAUGGUCAAUUCCCCGGUCCUCUAAUCGAAGCCAACUGGGGUGAUUGGAUCCUAUGGAGAGUUACGAAUGAUUUGACUGAUGAGGGUACUACCCUUCAUGCCCACGGCCUUUUCCAGACAGAAAGUACCUGGUAUGACGGUGUACCUGCGGUCAGUCAAUGCCCGAUCACUCCAAAUGGCGGUUACUAUGAGAUGCUUUUCCGGGCCGACCGCUACGGGACGUCUUGGUAUCACAGCCAUUACAGUGCCCAAUACUCCGGCGGCGCUCACGGCCCCAUGGUCAUACAUGGGCCGAAACACGAGGAUUACGACAUCGACAUCGGCCCCAUCAUUCUCGAGGAUUGGUUCCAUGCUGACUACUAUACCCUUGUUGAAGGCACUAUGAACGGCCAAUUCCCGCCCUCCAACAACAAUCUCAUCAAUGGAAGAAUGAAUUACCCAUGUGCCAAUACGACCUUGCCUUGCACGCCUAAUGCAGGUAUCUCUAAGUUUAAAUUCCAGUCUGGAAAGAAGCAUCUACUACGCCUCAUCAACACAGGCGCUGAAGGCAACCAGAAGUUCAGCAUCGAUGGGCACAAACUGAAAGUCAUCGCCGUAGACUACAUCCCGGUCGAGCCGUACACAACCAACGUUGUCACGCUUGCUGUCGGUCAGCGCACUGAUGUUGUAGUCGAAGCCAUCGGCAAGCCUAGCGAUACCUUCUGGAUGCGCUCUCAGCUUGCUCAAGGCUUUCGCUGCACACUCACCGACGGCAUCUCACCCAACGCUCUUGCGGCAGUAUACUACGAGAAUGCCAGUACCGACGCUAUCCCCAAGUCUACCUCUGAUGUCACGAAGGAACAACUUGAGCAAUGCAAGAACGACCCCAUCACCCAGGGUAUCCCGCUGUGUAAUGUCCCAUUGGAAGAGCCUGACCAUGUCGAACGUGUGGACUUUGACUUCCGCUCCAAUGGCACCAACUUCAUCUGGUAUCUCAAUAACAGCACCUACCACGGCAACUACAACAAGCCAACGCUUCUAAAAGCAAAGCGUAACGAGUCGGACUUCAACCCUGAAUGGAACGUGUACCAAUUCCCCGGUGCGAAGCAUGUCCGCAUCCACAUGGUGAACCACGGUCUCAUUGGCGGCCAUCCCAUGCAUCUUCACGGCCACGACUACCACAUCCUGGCUGAAGGCUUCGGCGAGUGGGACGGCAUUGUGACAAAUCCGGAGAACACGCUGCGCCGCGAUGUUCACCAGAUGCAGAAUGCACGAAACACCACCGGCACUGUUGAGCCUUCGUACUUGGUACUGCAAUUCGUACAAGAUAAUCCAGGCGCCUGGCCACUGCAUUGCCACCUCGCUUGGCACGUCAGCGGAGGGCUUUUCAUGCAGAUCUUGGAGAGACCAGAGGAUAUCCAGAAGCAGGCAUUUGGGGAUGAGCAGUUUCAACUUUGCGAUGAUUGGGAUGCUUAUACUUCUGAAGUGGUCCUGAAUCAGAUCGAUUCAGGGUUGUAA